Mesorhabditis belari is the source of this 705-nucleotide messenger RNA. The record is from the annotation of a GenBank genome assembly. NCBI's taxonomy places the organism in Eukaryota, Metazoa, Nematoda, Chromadorea, Rhabditida, Rhabditidae.
AUGUUUAUCAACGCGAAACUUGAUCCACAAACAGCUCGUUACGCAACGCUGGCUAUCGGUGUCGUCUACUUCUUGUUCGCUUGUUCGGCUCCUUUGUUGAUUGAUCGAGUUGGGCGAAGGCCACUUUCUCUAUUCCAAUUGAUCGCCUGCCUCAUUGCUCUAUCGCUGCUCACUCUGUUCACAGGAAUUCAACAAUACGAACAAGCGACUUGGGCAAGUUACGGAACGAUCGGCGCGCUCGUUUUGUACAUGUGCGUGUAUGGGGUCGGCUCGCCGAUUCCCUGGAUGAUCACCGGAGAGCUUUUCAAUCAACAUUUCCGUUCAACGGCUGUCACGGUCUCGGUCUUUGCCGCCUACUUCAUGGCGAUGAUUAUCUCAUCAGCGUAUCUACCAUUUCAACAGAUGGUCGGUGUCACGUUCAGCUACAUGCCUUUCAUUGUGGUCAGUUGUAUCUCGAUUGUCGUUCUGUAUUUCAUUCUACCCGAAACAAAGAAUCGUGAUGUGAAUGACAUUGUGAAUGAGGUGAGAGCACGGAAUCACUCGCUCAGUCUCGGAAUGCCGUGGAAUUCGCUGUCGCAAGAGGGACGGACUGAGAACAAGCACAUAGAGGCACUAAGCCCAUCAAUACACUCGUGUCGAUUGGAAAGCAUUCGUGAACAUGAACAAAAGAACAUUCGAGAGUUUUGUGAAAUUCUAGGCAAAUUU